AUGAUUUGCGGACUUCCGAUCGCUGACAACUUUCUUUUCGACAGCCAAAAGUGCAUCGCACAAUAUGUCGCGCUCCCACCUCUGGCCCUCAGCUCACCACUCCCGGCCCUCUGCGCCUCGAUAUUCUCCCCUCUCCUCCUCUCCUACUACCCGCCAGCGCGAGGCAUCGUCCUCUCAUACUUGAACGUGCAACUCAGCGAAGAACCACUGAAGCCGCGAUCCUCGAAAUCCUCUAAGCAUUCCGCCUCCACAAGCGCCUCAUCCACAGCGCCACUGCUCAUGCGCAUGGUCGACGAAUGCAGCAGCCCGUUCACCUGGGCGACCGCCGGCCUGCUGAUCUGGCGCCCGGCUAAGAACGCCUGGAUCGAAGGCCGCAUCACGUACUAG
This is a messenger RNA of Aaosphaeria arxii CBS 175.79, 387 nucleotides long. RefSeq lists its product as uncharacterized. Bases 1 to 387 code for a protein of 128 amino acids. The record is from RefSeq and is a predicted model, not a curated record. Lineage: Eukaryota; Fungi; Ascomycota; Dothideomycetes; Pleosporales. The transcript has 2 exons.